Molecule: messenger RNA, 4510 nt
Organism: Limulus polyphemus (Atlantic horseshoe crab)
Lineage: Eukaryota; Metazoa; Arthropoda; Merostomata; Xiphosura; Limulidae
Exons: 21
Biological process (GO): response to oxidative stress
Molecular function (GO): heme binding; peroxidase activity
Source: RefSeq, a predicted model, not a curated record
CAAGUCCACGUGAUGGUUUAUUCUACACCCUAUAUUUUAUAAAAUUUAUAGGCAAUAGUUCUGGAAUCCCAGUAAUGCGUUAUUGAUUUCUUCGAAUCAUUCUUAUCGUCUAUGCCUUUUUUUGGUCAACUAGCCAGCAAGUUAGCUCGAAACUGUUUUGACAGGUUGUGCCGGUUUUCUCGCAGGCCUAUCUGCAAGUUUCACCAUUCUUACCGGUCUCGGACGUCGGUACCAGAAGACUUUGCCGUAGGUUUGUUCAACCUGCUAAGCCGUGCCAUUAAACUGUUCGAAAUUGUUAACCAACCAAGCGGUUUAAUUAUUUUUAGAUCAACUAAUACUCUCUCUCUCUUUGCUGUCGGAAUUCUGUAGAAUUUUCUUUGAACUCUGAUUAUUUCUUUCUUCGCCAACAAUCUCAAAAUGAAAAUAAGGCUACGAUCAUGCACGACUCUAAUUCUACUAGCCCUUUAUUUUGGGUUUGUUGUUGCUAUGGAAAUUGUGGAUGUUCCAAUCCUUGGGUCAGCCAAACGUCGUAUUGUGUCACGGGUCACCUCACACUUGCGCCUCAAUAAGAGACAGGCCAAUCGAGUCACCCAACACCUGAAACCACCUAAAGAAAUUGACCCUAUACCAGAUGGCCCUCGUGUGCCCAUGCCGAGGAUUAGCCCUGAAGAGAUGACAAAGUUUGUUGAAGAAGCUGUUAAAACAGUCAACGAGCGUUUUGAUAUCCUGGAACCCAGGAUCUUCAAGCAAGGUGCCAUUCAGAACCCAGGGACACCAGCAUGGUUUUAUGCUGCAAUGGGUAAAACCAAAGUCGCAGCUAAGAAUUAUUCUCGUAUGGCCAUAAUGGCAGAAGAAACAACAAAAUUAGUCGCCCAAAAAUACCGCCUGAGUAAGGACCAGAUUACCUAUGGACUGCCCACUGCUGACAUUCGCGGGACGUUGCUAGGAAACUCCUGUACCCUGAAAGUUAACUUCCCCUGUCAACCGAGAAAGUAUCGAGCUUUUAGUGGUUACUGUAACAAUGUUCAAAACCCGACGUGGGGCAACGCCAAUACCCCUUAUGUCCGUUUUGUGGCCCCUGACUACGCUGAUGGUGUCAAUGUUCCUCGUCAGUCGGUAAGGAAUGAAUUCCUUCCCAGUGCGCGUGAAAUAAGUCUGAUGAUCCACAGCGAUGCUGAUAAUCCCCAUCCUCACCUAACCACAUUGAUGACGAUCUUUGGAGAGUUUAUUUUCCACGACUUGGCCCAUACAGCGCAAUCUGCAGGAUAUCAGGGUCACAGACUAAAAUGUUGUGAAGUAGCUUUGAGUGAGUUUCACCCUGAAUGCUAUCCAGUACGUGUCCCAGAGAAAGAUCCUGUCUUUGGAAAGCGAGGUCAAAACUGCAUUGAAUAUACUCGUUCCUGUACUGCACCUCGAACUGGAUGUACUCUUGGAGCAAGAGAGCAGAUCAACCAAGUGACUUCAUACAUUGAUGGUUCUGCUAUUUAUGGAGCAUCUGUUUAUGAGGCUAACAUACUGAGAGCCUUUAGAAAGGGGACUCUGAAAACACAGCGGGGACGAUCAGGACAUGAACUCAUGCCAGGGGAACAACAAACUCAAGACUGUAGAUCUUCUGGUGGAACUCAAUGUUUUCUUGCAGGGGAUGUUCGUGUGAAUGAGAAUGCAGGACUCAUGGUAAUGCAUACAAUCUGGGUUCGAGAACACAAUCGUAUAGCAAAUUCUCUGUCUGCUCUGAACCUUCACUGGGAUGAUGACCAAGUGUACGAAGAAGCAAGAAGGAUUGUCAUAGCAGAGCUUCAGCAUAUCACCUACAAUGAGCUUCUACCUGCUCUUCUGGGUCAAGAACUGAUUGAUAAAUAUGACCUCCAACCCCAGGCUAGUGGCUAUUAUACUGGCUAUGAUAUAAAUAUCAAUCCAGGAAUAUCCAAUGCUGUGGGCACUGCAGUUCUGAGUUUCCUCUACUCUAUGAUGCCAUCUAAGUUUGACCGUUAUUCCAAGGAUUACCAUAAGCUGGGCUCCACCCCAAUGAGCCAAACUUUUUUUGACCCAAAAGAUAUGUAUGAACCCAAUAAAUUCAACGAGUACUUAUUAGGAUUAGUUAGUCAACGAGCCCAAAGGAGAGAUGAAUUUAUCAGCAAGGAAAUGACCAACAGUUUUUUCUCUGAUAGUAAACCAGGGUCUGGUAUGGAUUUGGCAGCAAUGGUUAUUCAGCAAGGUCGUGACCAUGGAAUUGCAGGUUACACUCAUUGGAGGAAGUUCUGCCGACUAGAUCCUGUCAUAUACUCUUUUAAUGAUCUUCAUUCAGUAAUGUCUGUCAAUACAGUGGACAAGUUGGCUCAUCUCUAUAAACAUGUUGAUGACAUUGAUCUCUUCACUGGUGGGCUUGCAGAAAACCCAGUUACUGGAGCUGCAGUUGGACCUACAUUUGGUUGUCUGUUAGGCAGACAGUUUCAUUAUCUGAGAAGGGGUGAUAGAUUCUGGUAUGAAAAUGACAUUCCCCCAUCUUCCUUCACCAAAGAACAACUGAAAGAAAUCAGGAAAGUGACUUUGGCUCGAGUAUUGUGCGACAAUGCAGAUAAAGCAGAUUUUAUACAACCUUCAACAAUGCUGAUCAGUGAUCCUUUCUUAAAUGCCUACCAAACAUGUAACACUGAGGACAUAUCUUCUUUAGACCUGAAGAAGUGGCAAACAGCAUCCCCAUUGUUUGUUGUUCCUAAUAAUCUACUUAAAGAUUCUUUGAAGAGAGGUAAAAGACAGGCUCAAGAUUUGAAAUCUGCUGAGAGGGAAAGCUUCAAUAACAAUGUAGGUGUUGCAGAUGAUAAAAGUCCAGAAGCAGCACAUCUAGGAUUUCUUCGUCCUAAACGUCAAGCUCGGCAGAUUUCCAACCAGUCAACCGUUUUGGAGUUUGCUUCACAGGGAUUUGUGUCAAAUAUACUAAGCAGUAAUCAACGAGACAAAGAAGACAGUAGUGGCUCUCCCACCAACAUAAAAGAACUAAUGGUAGCACUUCCUAACAUUGAUGUCCAAGACUUUCUAGACAUUCCAAAAGUGUUUGAUUGUGAUGAACAAACAUUGCCAUGUGAUCAUACAACUAAGUUUAGGACCAUUACUGGUUGGUGUAAUAAUCUGAAUAAUCCAGAAUAUGGUAAAAGUUUGAGAAUCUUCAACCGACUACUUCCUCCUAGUUAUCAUGAUGAUAUGAGUGAGCCACGAAAAUUUGGCAUCAAAAGAGCACCACUUCCAAGUCCCAGAGUAAUUUCAACCACAGUACAUUAUGAUGUGAGUGCCCCCCAUGUUCGUUAUUCGCUGAUGGUGAUGCAGUGGGGACAAUUCUUAGACCAUGACAUAACCUUUACCCCAAUGAAUGAAGGUUUUAAAGGAUCAGUUCUGAAUUGUAAAGAUUGUGAUUCCUCUAGUAAAAUACAUCCAGAGUGCUUACCAAUAAGCAUUCCCAACAAUGACCCAUACUAUCCACCUGUCAACUUGACUACUGGUCAACCAAACUGCAUAUCUUUUGUACGGUCACUCUCUGGACAACUAACACUUGGCCGUCGGGAACAGUUAAAUCAGGUAACAGCCUUUGUUGAUGCAUCCCAAGUUUAUGGGUCAGACAAAUGUGAAGCUCGAAUGUUAAGGUCUUUCAUUGGUGGAGGGUUAAAUGUUACUCGUCAUCCCUUGAAUGGAAAAGAUUUGUUACCUCAGACAGCAACUCAUAAGGAAUGCAGGGCACCCUCUGGGUUAUGCUUUGAAGCUGGUGACUCUAGGGCCAGUGAACAACCUGCUUUAGCAGCUAUCCACACAAUCAUGAUGAGGGAACACAACAGGAUUGUAAGUUAUCUACAACAAAUAAAUCCACACUGGAGUGAUGAACAGCUUUACCAAAAUGGUCGUCGUAUCGUAUCGGCUAUGAUACAGCACAUUUCAUAUAACGAGUUCCUACCAAGGAUCGUAGGCAGAAAUUUUGUUCACCGAUAUGACUUACCCUUGUUGAAUGAAGGCUACUAUGAAGGUUAUGACCCAACUUGUAACCCCACUGUUUUGAAUGAGUUUGCUACUGCAGCCUUUCGUUUUGGACACAGUCUAAUUAAGCCAGUCUUGGAAAGAAUGGGUCAUGACUACAGAGUGUUGAGAGACCCACUUAAACUAAGGAACGGUUUUUUCAAUACUGAUAUGUUAUAUGCUGCUCAAGCUAUUGACCACAUUAUGCGUGGCCUUGUGACCAGUAGUAUGGAGACAUUAGAUAAUACCAUUACAGAAGAAGUGACCAACCAUCUGUUUGAAGAUAAGAGAAUUCCUUUUUCUGGAAUGGACUUGGCAGCUCUCAAUCUACAGCGUGGCCGUGAUCAUGGUCUCCGCCCAUAUAAUGACUAUCGGGAAGUCUGUAACUUGACAAGAGCUAGAACUUUUAAUGACCUCAGGGAAGAAAUUCCACUGAACAUCAUUGAUAGGCUUAGGAAUGUUUAUGAGUAUGCAUUUUACAUAGUCUUACCAACAUGUGUUUGGAUUUAUG